Molecule: messenger RNA, 906 nt
Organism: Tremella mesenterica DSM 1558
Lineage: Eukaryota; Fungi; Basidiomycota; Tremellomycetes; Tremellales; Tremellaceae
Exons: 6
Coding region: 1-906 (301 amino acids)
Cellular component (GO): eukaryotic translation initiation factor 2 complex; eukaryotic 48S preinitiation complex; multi-eIF complex
Molecular function (GO): translation initiation factor activity; RNA binding; ribosome binding
Source: RefSeq, a predicted model, not a curated record
AUGACACGAUUCUAUGAAAAAAAGUAUCCGGAUGUAGAUGAGCUGGUCAUGGUGCAGGUUAUGUCAAUAGAGGACAUGGGAGCGUAUGUCAAGCUGUUGGAAUAUGAUAACAUCGAGGGAAUGAUUCUACUCUCGGAAUUAUCACGAAGACGUAUCCGGUCAGUACAAAAGUUGAUCCGAGUGGGCAGAAAUGAGGUCGUGGUCGUCAUGCGUGUGGACCCAGACAAGGGCUAUAUCGACCUAUCAAAACGUCGUGUCUCUGCCGAGGAGGUGGUCAGAUGUUCAGAACAAUACGAAAAGGGCAAGACGGUGGACAGCAUCCUCACACAGGUGGCUCGGAAACACGAGGGGAUGAGUGCAGAAAGCCUGUACGAAAAGAUCGCUUGGCCUUUACAUAAGCAAUACGGACACACGUACGAUGCUUUCAAACUUUCCAUAUCUGAACCUGAUCAUGUGUUUGCGCCCCUCGGACUUGACCCAGACCUCCUCACUGAAAUCCGCUCCACCAUCGCCCGCCGUCUCACCCCGAAACCCGUCAAAGUCCGAGCAGAUAUCGAAGUGAAAUGCUUUUCCUACGCUGGUAUCGAUGCGAUCAGACGAGCGCUGCAAGCUGGAGAGGCGGUAUCGACAGAAGAGGUGCCUAUCAAAGUACGAUUAGUGGCUCCACCAUUGUAUGUCAUGACGACGACGAGUACAGAUAAGGUGGCGGCGAUAGACUUGAUGGAGCAGGCGGUAGAGAGAAUCGGAGAGAGCAUUGCUCAGGAGAAGGGGGAUUUGGUCGUGAAAAUGAAGCCAAAAGUUGUCUCAGAGACCGAAGAUGCCGAACUCAAAGCUCUCAUGGACAAAUUCGAGGCUCAGAAUAUGGAUGUGGCCGGUGAUGAUGAUUCAGAGGAGGAAGAGGAGUAA